AUGUUUGAUCUCCCUCUCCAUCUUGUCAAAAUUAGUUUCGUUAUUGGGUCGACCGUCGCAGUUGCUGCGCUGCUUGGAAUAUACAAAUACCAAACCAACAUCAUUUACCCCUCUGGCCUGAACGGCGCGCGAGACCACGUCGAUACUCCUGCCGAGUACGGUCUGACUUACCAAGACCUUACUCUCAAGACUAAAGAUAGCGAGACUCUCAAGGGCUAUCUUCUUCUGCACGACAAGAACAGCAUCGACUACACGAACAAAACGGUGAUGAUCCUGUCGCCCAAUGCUGGCAACAUCGGCCAUUUCCUGCCUGUUGUGAAAUACAUCUACCAACAGUUGCGCUACAAUGUUCUGAUUUAUUCCUACCGAGGCUACGGCAAAUCUACCGGGGCGCCGAGCGAGAAGGGGCUCAAGAUCGAUGCCGACACCGUGAUGGAGUAUGUGGCGUCGCACGCGCAGCUGGUAGAAUCGUCGCUUGUUUUGUACGGCCGGUCUCUGGGCGGCGCCGUCACCAUCUACAUUGCGGCCAACUAUGCGAAUCUUGUCUCUGGCAUCAUUCUGGAAAACACGUUCCUGAGCAUUCGCAAGGUAAUUCCGUACAUCUUCCCGAUUUUGUCGCCAUUCAAGGCCCUGUGCCACGAGAUCUGGGCAUCCGAGGACGAAAUCGUGCGCAUUCCAGACACCAUUCCGAUUCUAUUUCUGAGCGCACUUGAGGACGAGAUCGUCCCCCCCGAGCACAUGCGCACGCUGUACGAGCUGAGCAAAUCGAAAAACAAGAUCUGGAAGGCGUUUGCUGGAGCACAUCACAACGAUACAAUCGUGCAACCAAAAUACUGGGAUUACUUCUACGAGUUCAUGCGCAACAUCAAUCCUGUUGAAAAGUAGUCUAUUUCACACACUCGGUGCCACAGCCUGGACAGCAGUCUUCCAUGUUGUCCACAAACCAGGUGCGCAGACACCCAAAGUGGCCCUUGUGGCCGCACCGCUCCAGAACAACACACGCGCCCUUGACGGGCUCGUUGCAAUAAAUACAUCCGCCCUGCGUUUUGCCACACCGAUCGCAGUACCAGAACCCGAACUCGAUCUCCGGGUCUUGCAGCCACAUAUUUUUGCUGUGCUCGUUUAGAAGCGGCGUGUUGCAGUGCUGGCAAAACAGCCGAAACGACGUCUGUGACUGGCCUAUUUUGGUGAACAGCUCGUAUUGCAUGGCUGCAGUCUUGAGGACGUUGGCGCUCACAGCGAAAAGACACCGCCUUUGCAGCAGGUCGUGGUAAGUGAGGAUCCAGUCCUGGCACUCUAUUUCAGACAACGCCUUGGGGUAUAUUUUUCCAAACAGCAGAGCCAACGUUGCGCACAUGGUCGCAUCGCCCUGCAUGCUGCUGUACAAGGCAGCCUGGCGUAUGAGAUCGACCGGGUUCCACGGCGUCGCUGGCUCUUUCGACACCGAGACCUCUUUGGGUAGCAGCCGUUGGCUCUUGGCUGGCGACGAGCUCAGCGACGUCAUCUGCGUCAUCGACAGCUUUUUGGACCUGUAUUUGGAUUGUGGGGAGCCCGAUAGUUGCAACUUCUCAUUGUCGAGGUCGACGCUCGUCCCGGUAAACGAGAACGUGUGCCUUGCCAGCGAGUCUGACGCACGCUUGAUGUCGAUUGCCCGUGUCACGUGACUCGUGCUAUCGUCGUCCUCGUCCACAAUGGCGUUCUCGUUUUCGUUGGUGUUCGCAGUGAACCCAAACUGCUCGUCCCUGUUUAUUCCACCAUCAUACGACUCCACAGACGUGCUCAGAUGGUCGCUGUUGUUCAAGCUCAACCGGCUUUCUGUCCGUACAGCCCCGUUGCGCUCCUCCAGACGAAACUCCUGAAGCCCCUGAACCACCUUUUCGUUUUCUUCCCACAGAAUACUGCCCUCAAUCGUCUUCCACACCUGGCAGUCGCGAAACCUGCCUGCCGCAGCCGCUACCGACGCGUUGUAUUCGCAAACUUGCAGCAGAUCCAUACCGUCCGGAACUUGCACGAGAUAGUUGGAGCUCAGAAACCUGAAAACGUCGGUGUCGUUGUCGGGAAUAGGAAUGUCAGCAUGCAGAGCGUACGGAGAACGUAUUGCCCGUUGGAACUGCGACGGCUGUCGAGGCAGGGCCGGACGCCCCUUGGCCACGAGAUUGGGCGAUGUCGGGUGGUACAGCUCGCCAGGGGUUAGUUCCUCCGUCUCCUCAAACUGGUUGCGGUCCUGGCUCACAAACGUCAGCCGUGCUCCCGCCUGGCUGUCCCAGGCAGCGGCCAUCGUCGGCAGCGUGUCGACGAGCCGUGGCUCUGCGCUCACGUCGUGCUGCACCAGCGUCUUAUCUUUCGACGCGCUCACCAGGUACUUGGGCGUUUUCCACACCAGCCCGGUGACCUGGUUGGUGUGCAGCUCGAUCACGUUUUUCGGGACGUGUUUGCGUGCAAGGCUCCAGAUCUGGAUGCAUGGGUCGUCGUUGAGGAAACACGUCGCCACGUCGGUCGUCAACACGGAGCCGUUGCCGCGCCCGCGACACCAGCUCACUUUCGAGAUCGGGCCCGCCGUGUUGAUCACGUGAUCCGGCUCACGCUGGUGGUCGCUUCCGGGUCCCAUGUUCCAUACCUGGAGCUGUUUGUCGCGGCCGCCGCUGAUGAGGUAGUCGAGUUCGGGAUGCCAGUCGAGAGUGAGCCCCGGCCCCGUGUGUGCGUUGAGCUUUCGCUCGAACGUGGUCGGUCUGCGCAGGUCCCAUUUCUGGAUCACGCCGGAGUCUGCAAUGCUGCAAAAACUGCGAGCUAUGCGCGGGCUGAACUGCACGCAGCGCACGGCGUCGGAGUUGCCGCGGAUUGUGAGCUGGGCUUUGGUGUUUUUGGUUCGCAGGUCCCAUAUCUUCAUCUUGCCGUCUUGUGACCCGGACAGCAGCGUGUGCGGGCUGAGCGGGCUGAAAUCGACGGAGUUGACUGCGCGCUGGUGGUCGCUGAACGUGGUGCGCAUACGUGUGCCGCGGUCGAGGUUGUAAAUGUGGAUAGAGCCCGAAAGCGUCGAGAUGGCGAUGUUUCUGCCGUACUGCUGGUGGCCGAACUUUGCGUCAGCGACAAGGCCGUACUUGUUGCUCCGGGAGCCUGCGUUCGGCACGACAAGGUCAUACUCUACAGUGAUCUCGUUUGAGGCGACUUUCACAAGCUGCAAUGCCUUAGGCCCGCCGAUCACAAACAGGUUGGGUGUUUCGUUGGACUUGGCGCACGCGAGAAUCUCGUUGACGCUGUGCAGUCGCGUUCUGUUGGACUCGGCGUUGUGUUUCGAUACAGAUGCCGACGAUGGCAGGAUAGAGAGCGACGAAGCUGGCACGGCGUGGCUCGCCGACGACGACGGGCUCGGGCUUGCGUUGGUGGACAGGCCAUAGAUGUUGAAGGCCAUUCGGGAAAACUGCCCGCUCGAGCGCCGGUGGUGGUCCAUGACAAACAUGGCACUGGGCGAGCUGCUCAACGGGCGGUCCUGCCCGCGCUCGCCGUGUUUGUCGAGCGACUUUUCCGACUCGUGGGACAUAAAUAAA
Ogataea polymorpha is the source of this 3545-nucleotide messenger RNA. RefSeq lists its product as uncharacterized. Lineage: Eukaryota; Fungi; Ascomycota; Pichiomycetes; Pichiales; Pichiaceae. Gene Ontology annotation, molecular function: palmitoyl-(protein) hydrolase activity. The coding region runs from base 1 to 885 and encodes 294 amino acids. Gene Ontology annotation, cellular component: membrane. The transcript has a single exon. The record is from RefSeq and is a predicted model, not a curated record.